UCAAAUAAUAUUUUAUGAUUGAUAUUUUGAUUGAUAUUCUCUAGUUGAGAAAGUGAUAUUUCAUCAUGAGUAUGUGAUUAAUUUAUAGUAGAAGAAAAACAAAAUAGUUUUAAAUAUUUAAAUUUAGUUAAUAUGCGAUGAUAAAAAAAGAAAGAUAUUUUUGUAUUUUCUCAUAAAAUUUAUAGUCCGCGUGUACAUCGACUGGGAACCUGUUGCUUGAAUAUUCUUCGGCAUUGACCGAGCUAUAUCACGGCCAGGAACUUUUACCUUUAUCAUGCGCGUGCGUUUCAAUCGAUCGCUUCUCUUACAAUUUUCUUUCCUGUCAAAUGCACUUUUCGUUACUAAUAUUUUUGAUUAAAAGGAAUUUAAAAAAAAGAAGUUAUGGAAUAUAGAUAAUUCGCUUUACAAAAAAAGAAAAAAGAAAAUUUCAAGAAAUAGAAUUUUGCUAUUAUGACAAACAUGAUUAUUAUUAUUAGUAAUAAAUCAAUCAAUAAUCAGAACGCAUUUAAACGACAUUUUGAAUAACAAGUUUCAAAGAGAAUGAUGACGAAAAGAGGAGACUGAUAUACGGAAAUAAUAUAUAUAGAUGAAAAAAUGAAUUUUGUUUUGAUAUUACUUGUUAUUUAAUCGUAACAAAAAUAUAUACGUACUCAGUAUGCGCGCGCCUUAUUCAUCGAUUUUUGCAAACAUUAUUGCGUGACCUAAUAUAUCUUCUAUUAGUUUUGAAAUUUUGUUCUCUAUUUCUUGAAUAUCAAUAAUAUCAGAAGACUUAAUCUGUAACGUAGUCUUCGUAUAGGAAUCAAUAAUGUAUAUUUAAUUUUGUUCACGUGUCGCAUGAUUGUCGCUGGUCACGCUGCUGCUAUUCAGCAACGUUAUGGUAAUAAUAAUCAAGUUAUUUCUGGACGAUGAUUGGUAACAAAAACAGUAACAAUAUAAUGAAUUGAGAUGAUAGUGGUGGUUAUCUCAGUUGUUGACGAUGACAGUAGUGGCGGUGAUUAUGACGUCGGCGAUGGCGUGAACAGUGGCAGUGAUAUCAGCGAAUAUUAUAUCUAAAACUUAAUAACGGGAAUGUGAACGCGUCCACGCAAUAAUCGUGGUUAAAGACACUCGGAACAAUAAAAUCAUGUGGGCUGCAGUCACGAGAUCUUUGGAAAUACUGGUUGCCUUCUUCGAAUAUUACACUACCAGAGCGCAACUGGAAACAACCGGUAGUCCAGCGAAUAAACCAGCAUCAUCGGCAAGUGGAAGUGGCACAGGCGGAAGUAGUGGGACAAGUGUCGGUGCGAAUAACUUGACGACAAGCGGAGUAGCCACGGGAAGUAGCGGAUCUGGAUCUGGAGCAGGCGCCACUGUAUCUGGCAUUGGCACUGUGAAUGCAGGGACUAGUGGUAUCAGCAUCGGGGCGAAUGUUGGUACCGGAAAUGUGGCCAGUGGAACAGUUGAAUCUCGUACAUCGACGAUUGGAGUACAAAAUAAACAAUUGCAAAAUGUCAAAGGAGAACAUCCUUCCAAAGCAUUCCUACAAAAUAGAUCGAUGUCUUUAGUGGACAUGUACAUUGAUAAUUCGGAGCCCAGCGAAAACGUUGGUCAAAUUCAUUUUAGUCUGGAAUAUGACUUUCAAAAUACUACGCUUAUCCUACGUAUUAUACAGGGUAAAGAUUUGCCAGCAAAGGACUUAUCCGGAACGUCCGAUCCUUACGUUCGUGUAACUCUUCUGCCGGACAAAAAACACCGACUUGAAACGAAGAUAAAGAGACGCACGCUAAAUCCUCGAUGGAACGAAACAUUUUAUUUCGAAGGUUUUCCAAUUCAAAAGUUACAAAGUCGAGUGUUACAUUUACAUGUAUUUGAUUACGAUCGAUUUUCAAGAGAUGAUUCCAUUGGAGAAAUGUUUCUUCCGCUAUGUCAGGUCGAUUUUUCGGACAAACCUUCGUUCUGGAAAGCUUUAAAACCUCCAGCAAAAGAUAAAUGUGGAGAAUUAUUGUGUUCUUUAUGUUAUCAUCCGAGUAAUUCCGUAUUGACUUUGACACUUUUGAAAGCUAGAAAUUUGAAAGCAAAGGAUAUUAAUGGGAAAUCAGAUCCGUACGUAAAAGUAUGGUUACAAUUUGGAGAUAAGAGAAUUGAAAAACGAAAAACUCCUAUAUUUAAAUGUACUUUAAAUCCAGUAUUUAAUGAAGCUUUCUCAUUCAACGUACCAUGGGAAAAAAUUCGCGAAUGCUCGUUAGACGUAAUGGUAAUGGACUUUGAUAACAUUGGUCGAAAUGAAUUGAUUGGACGAAUUCAACUUGCAGGAAAAAACGGAAGUGGAGCAAGCGAAACAAAACAUUGGCAAGAUAUGAUUACGAAGCCACGACAAACAAUCGUACAAUGGCAUCGAUUAAAACCGGAAUAAAGAUCCCAAUAAAAUCCAAAAUGUCAAAAAUUUAAAAGUAGAUCGAUGGUUGCUAUUUUAUUUAAUUCUUCUUAUUCGAUUGAUUGUAAUGCAGAAUGAAAAAAGGAAAAGAUUGAAGUUCUACAAGAGAGAUUUCCCCAUUUUCAAGAAUAUAUGAUGAGCAUAUAAAACAUUAUUCUUAGCGAGAGGAACUUCUCUCGUGUUACAGUUAAAUUAUUCUCUUCAAUAUCGGUACUUCUCGUUGGUUAUUUAUUUAUUUUUCUUUCUUAUUAUGUACAACAACGAUUCUAGAAUGAAUAUAUCGAAUUCAUUAUCUUUGCGUAUAAAUUCGUUCUCACAUGAUUCAACUUUGACUCAUGCAUCGCAAUGUUUUCAUAUACAUAUAAUAUACAUAUAUAGAGGAACCGACAAGACGCUCGAAAGCGUAAUCAAUUAAUAUUACUUUUAAAUUUUUAUUGACAUUUAACAUUGAAUGUUAUUUUUAUGACUGUUUUGCACGAGUAAAUACGUAUAGAGUACGUAAUACUGUUGCUUCGAAAUCCGUGAUGCGUCAAGCGUCCUCAACUCUAUUUAUAUCCGGUGUCUUUCGAUUAUGGUAUUAUGACUGGUCUAGAAAAAAAUUUAACGAUAAAAAAUUUAAUGAAUUUUCUAUAAUUGUCUUUUAAUAAUGUUGCAUUUAAUGAAGAUUACUAAUAGAUAUUAUUUUUCUAAUUGAAUGUUAGAUGUGAUGAUUUUUUAUCUUUAUUCAUAUUACUUGUAUUUUUUUCGUUUAUCAUAUAUCCAUUCAGGAUCAAAUCAAUCAUUUCUUUUUUUUUUCUUUAUUUAUUUUAUGAUAUAUCAUUGAUCAUUGCAUAGAAAUACAAUCGGAGCAAGACACCGGAAUAUAAUGUUGAAUUUUCAUAAGUAGAAUCCAUAAAACAGCGAUAUUUUUGACGGAAUUUUUGUAUCGACUUAGUCGGAAAUCUUUUGAAAGCGAUGAAAAUUGUGAUCGGUGUUACACCUUGAAUUAAUCUUAAGCGUUAAAUUCGAUAGUUUGCUGUUGUUAACGAUAACACGUAGAAAGAUCCUUGAGAUCAAAUUCAGAUGGCGAUUUUGCAUACAUUAUAAGUAUGUUGCGCUCGUGUACGUGUAUAUGUACGUUUGCAUAUACGUGUGGUAUUUGUGUGCCGAAAUGCGAAUAUUCUUGUAUAUGUGUCGAAUGUGCAGUGCGUCGUGAAAGAAACAACGAUAAUUCUAAUUAUUCACAAACUGAAAAGCGUUACGUAGCUACGUUUAGCGUAGCGCUUUUAGGUUAGAUGCGUAGACUGAAAGUGUAAAAAUCGAUAUUGCAGCAAAGAUAUAUAUUCUGAGCAGCAUAAUCGAUGACUGAUCGAAUAUUUUUACAUUAUGUGAUUUUACAAAUUAACAAAUUACUAAUGUAUAAUAAUUGAGCGUAUAAAAAGCGUGCCGCUUUUUAGUCAAGCUACGUAUCACGCUAGCGAGAUCGAGCGACGAAUUUUUACACGAGAAUCAAUCGAUUUUUUUCGUGUUAUGUUAAAUUCGUCUAAAUCCAUCACAUGAACAUAUAUUGUAUUUCCAUGUUGAUGGUAUGGCAUUAAAUACAAUGCAUGAGACGACGCACGCACGCAUGCACGUAUAUACUUAUGUCCAUAUACGUACGCAUCAUAUAUAUAUAUAUAUAUAUAUAUAUAUAUAUAUAUAUACACGAGCACUGUUGCAUAUAAAAUUAAAAAAAAUUUGCACAAAUACGCAUAUGUGUGUACACCUAAUUAUCAGGUAGCACAAAAAAUCAAUUAGACUAACAUUUGUAUAUCGUAGAUUGUAUAUUAUACUGUUGCAUAACAGUUGAAAUGCAAAAACAAAAAAAUAUUACGAUUUGGCAUAAAUCUGUUAGAAAAAAAUAAAUUCCCCCCUCCUUCAAAAGAAAAAAACAUGUUGAAACAUUCUUAUUCAAUUGAAAUCGAAAACCGAGCGAGUGUGUAUGUAUCUGAUAAAUGCCAUGUGUAAAAUUCAUAGUGUUUAGCUCUUAAAUAAAUACAUUCAUUGUGCAUUUAUAAA
Apis laboriosa (Himalayan honeybee) is the source of this 4450-nucleotide messenger RNA. RefSeq names its product synaptotagmin-7 (gene Syt7). Lineage: Eukaryota; Metazoa; Arthropoda; Insecta; Hymenoptera; Apidae. The transcript is spliced from 11 exons. The record is from RefSeq and is a predicted model, not a curated record. Gene Ontology annotation, biological process: cellular response to calcium ion; regulation of calcium ion-dependent exocytosis; regulation of dopamine secretion. The coding region runs from base 1124 to 2392 and encodes 422 amino acids. Gene Ontology annotation, cellular component: membrane; synapse; axon. Gene Ontology annotation, molecular function: calcium ion binding; clathrin binding; calcium-dependent phospholipid binding.